AUGCUAGAAAACGACACAAUUGACAUACUAGGGUGCAGCCCCUUUCUGUAUAAGUUGUACACUCAAUUGUGCAUCGUCUUUGCUGUAUCCGAGCCAACAUCCACUAUCACCGACACCCUCCGAGAUGGACUUGAUAGGCUCGCAGAGGGGUUUCCAUGGCUUGCUGGAAAUGUCAUCAACGAGGGCGCCGGCGAAGGAGUGACUGGCACCUACCGGAUUGUGCCAUCAGGAGAAAAGAUCCCGUUGGUUGUCAAAGACCUUCGUGAUGAUCCAUCUGCCCCGACGUUGGAGAGUCUUCGACAAUCAAACUACCCCUGCACCAUGCUUGAUGAGAAGAUCAUCGCUCCAUGUUUGACUCUCAAUCUCCCUGGCAAUACGAUUGGGCUGGCUGCAAGUUCUGCGCCCGUCCUUGCCGUGCAGGCGACCUUCAUUACUGGCGGCCUCAUGCUCACGGUGGUGGGCCAACACAAUGUCAUGGAUAUGACGGGGCAAGGACACAUCAUCGACCUGCUGUCCAAGGCUUGUCACAAUCAGCCUUUCACAGCAGAGGAGAUUCGCAUUGGCAACUUGGAUCGGAGCAAAUCUAUCACCCUUCUGGACGACUCCUUCGACCCUGCCGUGGAACUCAAGCAUCAGAUGGUGAGGCCUCCACCACCUGGCAAGACAAAUAGCGACACCACAACUCCACCCCCAUCUACCUGGGCCUACGUGGCCUUUUCAGCAGCCUCGCUAGAGGCUCUCAAAUCACAAGCUACCCAGACCAAAGACCCUUCCAGAGCUUUUGUCUCAACCGAUGAUACAGUUUGCGCUUUUGUCUGGAAAUGCACAGCGCGGGCACGUCUGCACCGUCUCGAUCCUGGGACCGGGUCUGCCUUCGCACGAGCAGUCGAUGUCCGUGAACGUAUGGGCAUUCCCAGCACAUAUCUGGGCAUGUUCCAGAACAUGGCAUACAAUAAAGACACUCUGCAACAUCUCGUGGAGCAACCAUUGGGGGCAAUUGCCUCUGAGCUUCGCCGGAAGCUGGAUCCCAAGGUCGUAGACUUGGCCUAUAAAACCCGCGCUCUCGCUACAUUCCAAACUCGUUCGGAAGACAAGACGAAGACUUCUACUACGGCUUGUGUCGAUACUUCGUCUGGAAUUAUGCUGAGCUCUUGGGCUAAAAUCAAUACUUUUGAGUUGGACUUUAAUUUGGGGCUUGGCAAGCCGGAAGCUGUUCGCCGGCCGGCAUUUGUCCCAUUCGAGUCUUUGAUCUAUAUUAUGCCCAAAGCUCCGAAUGGGGAGAUAGCGGUUGAAAUCUGUCUAAGGGAUGAAGAUUGGGAGCGGUUGAAGACUGACGAGGAGUGGGUGAGAUAUGCGUCUUAUGUAGGCUAA
Messenger RNA from Penicillium daleae, 1371 nucleotides. It is a transcript of the gene fgaAT, whose product is annotated as fumigaclavine B O-acetyltransferase easN. The transcript has a single exon. Lineage: Eukaryota; Fungi; Ascomycota; Eurotiomycetes; Eurotiales; Aspergillaceae. Bases 1 to 1371 code for a protein of 456 amino acids. The record is from RefSeq and is a predicted model, not a curated record.